AUGGGCAUCCCAGCCCUCUGGGACACUAUCAAGCGCUACGAAGAAGUUAUUCCGAUUGCACAGCUCGCUGAAGACCACUACCAGCGUCAUGGCAAGCCUCUCAGAAUCGCUGUCGACGAGGCUGAUUGGCGCUUCAACAAUCUCACACCCCAACAAGUCUAUGCGAUUCGUGAUGCGACCAAUCAACAUGCAUUUCAAGGCAUUGAAAAGGCCAUGUUCUACCGCCUCUGUCGCUUCCUCACGCUAAACAUCCAACUCAUCUUCGUUUUCGACGGCCCUGGCCGCCCUUGGAAGCGGGACAAGAGAGGACAAGGGCGUAUCGAUUAUGAAGAGAGGUGGCUUCUACAGGAGCUGCUCAAAUAUCUCGGAGUUCCAUAUCAUGAAGCCCCUGGCGAGGCAGAAGCAGAAUGCGCUCGUAUGCAGAUACUUGGUAUAGUCGAUGCUGUGUGGUCACAAGAUUCUGACUGCUUGAUGUUUGGCUGCACCCUUUGGUUCCACGAUCAUCGUGUUGCGAAGAAUGAAGGCGUAACAGAUCGCUCCAAAGAGAACACGAAGAAAAAUGGCAAGUACGCCAGUGUGGUACGAGCCAUUGACAUGAAAGAAAGAUACAACCUGGACCGGGAGGGUCUGGUACUUUUCGCCAUGCUCGUUGGUGGAGACUAUGAUCAAAACGGUCUACCCCAGUGUGGACCUGGUAUAGCUCUGCAGGCUGUGAAUGAAGGGCUUGGGAAAAGCCUUUGUGAGUGUCGAAAUCAAUUUGAUUGUCAACUUUGGAGUAAAGAGUUGGCACAAUUCCUGAACACCUCCUCUCGAAGACGAAGUAUACCUGUACCCUCGAUGUUUCCAGACUAUGACAUCCUGAAAAAAUACUACCGUCCGAAAGUCACCAGUGACCAGGAACUGCUCCUGGCAUCAAGGCUCAACUUGGAAUACAUCCGCCCAAUUCAAGAACAUGAACUCCUCAAGCUGACAAGUGAAUGCUUCAACAUCUGGGGACGGCUUUAUAUGAAUUGGAUCGGUCCAGUCCUCCUUACUCGAGACCUCGUAUCAAGGGACCCGUCUAAACCGAAGGAGAUGAUGCACGAAAUUAGGGUACCUAAGCAGCGAUCCAAGAAGACAGAAGAUCAGCCACCAAUGCGAACUUUUGAGAGAAAGAUAACGUUUUCACCUUUUGGUGUCACAAGUCUAUGCAGGGAUGACUUUGAAGGCUCACAAUUUGGACACUGGAAUGGUGACGACAAGGUAUUGUUCGACCCUGCACAUCGCGUAGAAUGCGAGAUGCCUGAAUAUUGGCUUCGUAAAACUCUUCCGGCAGAGGUAUUCAACUCUUCACUUCCAACACCCAAGCCGUCUUCCAAAAGGAAGCGGACAGCAGAUGAUGUCGAGGAAGCGACGGACUCACCUUGCAACAAGCGGAUAUCCAAACCCCGCAGAGCUCUUAACUCAAAUACGUCUGUGCCAGAGUCAAAAACUCCGUCCAAGGUGUCCAAACCUGAUUUUACAAGUUCGACAAGUACACGAAAACCGAUCGAAUCCAUUGAGCUUUCUGAUUCGGAAGACGAUGAAACCCUUCGAGUUCCUUCGAUUUCCUCGUCAAAACAACCAUCUUCUAUAGAGGCUGCUAGAUCUCACCCUAGCCUUCGUCCAUCUGCGGCAUCUAAUAUAGCGGUCCCUAGCAUAUCUCAAAAAAAUUGGGAAAAUCGGAUUCCAUUAUAUCUAGCAGAUGAGGAUGAUGAUGAAGAUCUUCUGCUCGCUUUACGUCUCAGCAUGCAAGAAGCCUCCAGCUCCACAAUGCAUUCGUCGAACAAGGGCAAGUUUGACGAUAUCUUCGCAAUGAGAGAAGAAGGUCGGAGUGUAGGGGGGUCAGCUGUACCUGCUUGGUCGCUUGACCAGGCACUGAUCUCCGAUUUGCUUCUACCAGAUAUUCCAACGUCAAAUCGACAAGCCAGAAGCAUUGCGUCUACAAGUAACAAUCUUUUCCACAGUGCCACUCACGCAAAUUUGGCUAGAGCGGACUUUGCUGAGAUGCAUACCCAACCUUCUUCUAAGCGCUCCGAGGUAGUACGAAGUUUGGUACCAUCACCCACAAAAGGAGAAGAUAUCAUUGCUCUUCCGGAAGCGAGCUGCGCCACACCUACCAGACAUUCUCUUGAUGAAAUUCGAGCUGCUCGACUUCGACAUUUUGGCGCGACUUCCGUGACCAAUACCAGAGAUGUGGGUAAUGUCGCUUCAUCACCACCUAGGGCUACGCUGGUUAGCCGUGAAGUAUCUUCUGGAACUGCGCCAAUAGACAUUGAGUGCAUUGAUCUGACCGAAGAUUAA
Messenger RNA from Bipolaris zeicola 26-R-13, 2322 nucleotides. RefSeq lists its product as uncharacterized. The coding region runs from base 1 to 2322 and encodes 773 amino acids. Gene Ontology annotation, molecular function: 5'-flap endonuclease activity. Lineage: Eukaryota; Fungi; Ascomycota; Dothideomycetes; Pleosporales; Pleosporaceae. The transcript has 3 exons. The record is from RefSeq and is a predicted model, not a curated record.